AUGGAUGAAAACCAAACAGAAGUGACAGAGUUUGUUCUAGAAGGCUUCUCCCAGACACCAGCUGUUGAGGCAGGGCUGUUUGUAUUAUUUCUCUUCUUUUAUGUGUUCACUUGGAUAGGCAAUGUCCUCAUCAUGCUCACAGUGGCUUCUGAUAACCACCUGAACUCAUCCCCCAUGUAUUUCCUUCUUGGCAAUCUCUCUUUUCUAGACUUAUGUUAUUCCACUGUAACUACUCCUAAGCUCUUGGCUGACUUUCUUGAAAAUGAGAAGCUCAUCGCCUUUGAUCAAUGUAUUGUGCAGCUUUUCUUCCUUCAUUUUGUAGGAGCAGCGGAGAUGUUCUUGCUCACUGUGAUGGCCUAUGAUCGUUAUGUUGCAAUUUGCCGCCCCCUGCACUACACCACUAUCAUGAGUCGGAAGUUAUGUUGCUUCUUGGUAGGUGCUUCCUGGACUGGGGGAUUUGUGCAUUCCAUUGUUCAGACAAUCCUUACUAUUCAUUUGCCCUUUUGUGGACCAAACCAUGUGGACAAUUUCUUUUGUGAUGUCCCUCCAGUCAUCAAACUUGCCUGUGCUGACACUUUUGUCAUUGAAUUACUAAUGGUAUCAAACAGUGGACUGAUCUCAACUAGUUCCUUUAUUGUUCUGAUUUCUUCCUACACCACUAUCCUGGUCAAGAUUCGGUCCAAGGAAGGAAGGAAAAAGGCACUCUCCACUUGUGCCUCUCAUCUUAUGGUGGUAACACUCUUUUUUGGACCCUGUAUUUUCAUCUAUGCUCGGCCUUUCUCCACUUUCUCUGUGGACAAGUUAGUGUCUGUGCUCUACAACGUUGUUACUCCCAUGCUAAACCCUCUCAUCUACACGUUACGGAACAAAAAUGUCAAGUCAGCCAUGCGGAAACUGUGGGAGAGGAGUGGACUUACUAGGAAAACACAAGAGGCGUAA
Molecule: messenger RNA, 939 nt
Organism: Elephantulus edwardii (Cape elephant shrew)
Lineage: Eukaryota; Metazoa; Chordata; Mammalia; Macroscelidea; Macroscelididae
Product: olfactory receptor 4Q2-like
Exons: 1
Coding region: 1-939 (312 amino acids)
Biological process (GO): G protein-coupled receptor signaling pathway
Cellular component (GO): membrane
Molecular function (GO): G protein-coupled receptor activity; olfactory receptor activity
Source: RefSeq, a predicted model, not a curated record